Messenger RNA from Trachemys scripta elegans, 8542 nucleotides. Its product is annotated as zinc finger protein 850-like. The record is from RefSeq and is a predicted model, not a curated record. Gene Ontology annotation, molecular function: RNA polymerase II cis-regulatory region sequence-specific DNA binding; DNA-binding transcription factor activity, RNA polymerase II-specific. Gene Ontology annotation, biological process: regulation of transcription by RNA polymerase II. Bases 222 to 2852 code for a protein of 876 amino acids. NCBI's taxonomy places the organism in Eukaryota, Metazoa, Chordata, Testudines, Emydidae. Gene Ontology annotation, cellular component: nucleus. The transcript has 5 exons.
GGCUCCAGGCUCCUGGCGAGAUCCCCGAGCCCCGGCGGCUGGUGCUGGGAGCCCGGAGCCCGGGCUGCAGCCGGGAGAGGGGAAUCUCCAGCAGGGCCCUUCCCGCUGCUCCCCAGGAGCCUCUCCCAGGUCCAGGGGGGCCCCGCUCGGAGGGAAGGCUGAGGAAUCACGUCCACGAGUCGCUCCAGUUCAUCCCAUCUUCCAGGGAACAGGGAAGGGAAAUGGCUGUGAUGGAGCCACCUAAGAUGCCGGUGACCUUCGAGGAGGUGGCUGUGUAUUUCACCCAGGAGCAGGGGGCUCUGCUGGACCCUGCUCAGAGAGCCCUCUACAGGGACGUCAUGCAGGAGAACUACGAGAUGGUGACCUCACUGGGAUUCCCCAUUCCCAAACCUGACUUGAUCGCCCAGCUGGAACGAGGGGAAGAGCCGUGGGUCCCGGAUCUCCAGGACUCCAAGGAAAGGGAGAGCCCGAGAGGCACCAGCACAGCAGGUGAUAGGACAGUGAGUGAGAACAAGGAGGAGAAUCAGCAGCAGGAAGUUCCUGGGAAAGCGGAAUUGCAGGAGACAUUUUUGAGAAGAGCUGAAGAGAAUUUUUCCCAGGGCUUGGAACAGGGAAAUGCCUGGGGAGAUCGACACAGAUCAGAGAUGCAGCUGGGAAACUUUCCCGGGAAGAAACUGGAUGAAUCCAUUCAACGUGGUAGAGGAUGCAAGGAUCCCAAGGAAACCACAGUCCAGCAGACAAGUCACAAUGAAGAGAAACCCUACGAAUGCCUUGACUGUGGAAAAAGAUUCCGUUUUAGUGCAAAACUUAGUACACAUCAGAGAACCCACACAGGAGAGAAGCCCUAUAAAUGCUUGGACUGUGGGAAAAGCUUCAGUAAGAAGCCAAGUCUUAUUAUACACCAGAGACCCAAUACAUGCCUUGACUAUGGAAAAAGUUUUAGCAAAAGUUCAUCCCAUAUUAAAAAUGUGAGAAUCCACACAGGAGAAAGACCCUAUAAAUGCCUUGAGUGUGGGAAAAGUUUCCGUUUGAAAUCAACUCUUAAUAUGCAUCAGAAAACCCACACGGGAGAGAAACCCCAUAAAUGCUUGGACUGUGGGAAAGCUUUCAGUCAGAACUCAUACCUUAUUGAACAUAGGAGAAUCCACACAGGAGAGAGACCGUAUAAAUGCCUUGAGUGUGGGAAAAAUUUCAUUUGUCGUUCACACCUUGCUAAACAUAGGAGAAUCCACACGGGUGCCAAACCCUAUAAAUGCCUCGACUGUGGGAAAAGUUUCAUUGACAGUACAAAACUUAUUAGACAUCAGGCAAUCCACACAGGAGCGAGACCCCAUAAAUGCUUGGACUGUGGGAAAAGCUUCAUUCAGAAGAUACACCUUAUUACACACCAGAGACUGCACACAGGGGAGAGACCCUAUACAUGCCUUGAGUGUGGGAAAAGUUUCAAUUUGAAAUCAACCCUUAAUACACAUCAGAAAACCCACACAGGAGAGAAACCCCAUAAAUGCUUGGACUGUGGGAAAACUUUUGGUCAGCGCUCACAGCUUACUAAACAUAGGAGAAUCCACACAGGAGAGAGACCGUACAAAUGCUUUGGGUGUGGGAAAAAUUUCAUUAGCCGCUCACACCUUAUUAAACAUCAGAGAAUCCACACAGGUGCCAAACCCUAUAAAUGCCUCGACUGUGGGAAAAGUUUUGUUGACAGAACAAAACUUACUAGACAUCAGGCAAUCCACACAGGAGAGAGACCUCAUAAAUGCUUGGACUGUGGGAAAAGCUUCAGUAAGAAGUCAAACUUUAUUAGACACCAGAGACUGCACACAGGAGAAAAACCCUAUAAAUGCCUUGAGUGUGGGAAAAGUUUUAGUCAAACUUCAAACCUUAUUUCACAUCAGAGGACCCACACAGGAGAGAGACCCUAUCAAUGCCUUGAGUGUGGGAAAAGUUUCAGUUUGAAAUCAACCCUUAAUACACAUCAGAAAACCCACACAGGAGAGAAAACCCAUAAAUGCCUUGACUGUGGGAAAACUUUCAGUCAGAGCUCACAGCUUACUAAACAUGGGAGAAUCCACACAGGAGAGAGACCAUAUAAAUGCCUUGACUGUGGGAAAGAUUUCAAGGAAAGUUCAUCCCUUACUAAACAUAGGAGAAUCCACACAGGAGAAACACCCUACAAAUGCCCUGAGUGUGGGAAAAGUUUUAGUCAGAGCCCACACCUUAUUGCACAUCAGAGAAUCCACACAGGAUUACGACCCCAUAAAUGCCCUGAGUGUGGGAAAAGUUUCAUUUGCCGUUCAAACCUUAUUAAGCAUCAGAAGAUCCACACUGGUGACAAAUCCUAUAAAUGCCUCGAUUGUGGGAAAAGUUUCCUUGACAGAACAAAACUUAUUACACAUCAGGCAACCCAUACAGGAGAAAGACCCCAUAAAUGCUUGGACUGUGGGAAAAACUUCCUUCAGAAGUCACAACUUAUUAGACACCAGAGAGUGCAUACAGGAGAGAGACCCUUUAAAUGCUUUGACUGUGGGAAAACUUUCAGGCAGCACUCACACCUUAUUACUCAUCAGAGAAUCCACACAGGCGACAAACCCUAUAAAUGCGUUGACUGUGGGAAAAGUUUUGUUUACAGAACAAAACUUACUAAUCAUCAGAAAACCCACACGGGAGAGAAACCCCAUAAAUGCUUGGACUGUGGGAAAACUUUCAGUCAGCGCUCAUACCUUACUCGACAUGGGAGAAUCCACAUGAGGGAGAGACCUUAUAAAUGCCUUGAGUGUGGGAAAAGCUUCAGUAAGAGCUCAGAGCUCACCAAACAUCAGAAAAUCCACAAAGGUGAGAGACCCCAGCAAUAGCCUGACUGCAGAAGAUGAUUCAGCUUGAUUUCACACAUCAGUGAUCCACAAAACAGAGAGACCUUGAAUGUGGGAGAAGCUUCAUUUGGUGCUCCCGGAGUAUCGGGCAUCAGCAAAUCCACACAGGGAAGAAACCUCUGAGAUGUUCUCAGCGUGGAAAAUGCUCCAAGUGGAACUAACACCACAAUGGACAUCAGAGACUCCUCCGCACAGCAGGGAAAUUCUCUCAGGGCCCUGACUAGGGCUGGCCAUGGUGACAAACCCGUUUCCUCGUUCCCACACACAUCGGGGUAUUUGGCUCCCAAGGAUCCAGCUGCCCAUCGCUGGGGUGAGGAGCCAACAACAACCAAGCAUCAGCUGGUCAGUGACCCUCUGGCUCUGCCUGGUCUAAGCAAACCCCAGGCAGAGGAGGAGACGCCCCGAUCAGCCCCUCCUCCCUGCUGCAGCCCUGGCUGCUGAGCUGAUGGGUCACAGGUGGGGGAAGGGAGAGAGAGAAACUCCUCCAGAUGCUCCCUCUGCCAGGCUGAAGUUCCCCCCUCUCCCUUCCCCUCCCAGCCGGGAUCCCCCUGCCAUGGAGAUGAGGAGAAGGACACUUGGGCCAGGCCCCACCUUUACUCUACACACCUGUCCCCAGCCCCUGAGAUGGGCUCCCCCACUUACCUGGAGCUGUUCCCUGCAGGGGGAGUGUCCCUGGGGGCUGGUAACUCCUCCCCUCCCCUCAUCCCCCAGGGCGCUGGGCUCUGGGGGAUCAAAUGUAAAGGCACCAGGGUGAUGGGUUCUUGGGCAGACACUGGGGAUUGAAUGGUUGGGGCUGAUGGAGCUGGGAAGUAGGGGGAGCUGGGUGCUGGAGCUAUCAAGUGUUUGGGGAUUGUGGGAUAAGAGGUGAGGGAGAGCACAGGGGCAGAGAGGUGCUGCCUCUCCUCACUCACCCCCUCGGCCCCUUCUACCUGCCCCCUCUGCAUUCAGACAGUGCCACUGAGAGGGACUGAUUCCCACAGGACCUUUUGUCAGAGGCCUGGAGAUCCCACCUCUGCCUCCGCAGCAUCAGCCUCCGAGCGUCUGUCUACGGUAGGAAUCAUGGUCAGGAUCAGCCAGCACAUCUCUGUGACCCUGCACCAGAUUUCCUAGUGUAAAUUCACCCCGAGCAUCUUAUGUGUAAGGCUAAGAGUUUGUCAUGGAUAUUUUUAGUAAAACUCAUGGACAGAUCACAGGUAAUAAAGAAAAAUUCACAGAAUCCCAUGACCUGUCCAUGAGUUUUAUUAAAAAUAUCCGUGACAAAAUGGGGAGGGAGAAGGCUCCAGCACCCAUUGCUGCUUGGGUCUGGUGUCCCUUGACUGCUUACUAAUGUGUUCUAACUUUCUCCCAUUAGGAGAGUGAUAAUUAGUCCCUGAAUUUCCCCUUUGGGGCCGGAUUGUCUCAUUCCCAGAUAGUCUCACAUUACUCCGGGCCAGGCUGAAAAGCAUUUAGUUUUUGUACAUUUUCUCCCUUAUGGAGCAAAAUUAACUAGAUGCUAAAAGAAUGUGGAGCAGGGAAAGUAAAAUGUGGUGUUUUACCUUCUUUGCUAUUUCAGGGUGAAGGAGUGAGUCUGAGGGUUUUCCUCCUUCCCCCAUCACUGUCACCCUCCACUCUCCACACAGCAGCCUCUGUCUCAGCAAUGCAGAGUUUUAUCAUGACCCAGUUCUACCCCUCUGUGUCCCAAUGUCACUUACCACCAUGUCCCUAGCUCUCCAUGCUUAGGAAUCACAGUUUUGAUGUCUAUGAUCCUAAGUCAGACUCCUGAGGGCUUGGGAAGACAGUGUCCCAGACCUAGGAGUGGGCAGGGAAAUCCCAAUGAACCUCAAAGCACAGUUUGACCUUUCAGAUCUUAUAGCCGUGUUUCCAUCUAUUGGUAAAAUUGCUUCCUGACUUUUUCUAGGCUAGUCCAGAUCAUUUGUAGAUGGGAAGAUUUUUCUUUCUUUCUCUUGCUUUUAUUAUAAUGCUGCAACUAAUACAACCGAAUAAUGAGGCUAGAAGUGAAGCUGGUUUAGCCACUUCAGAAGAAAAUGGGUACGUUUAUUUUCCUGAUUUUGAGUCUUAAAAGAUUCUUUGAGAUUUCACUUUAUGAAUGUGAAAGUGUUUUAUGGCCCACCCUGGACUGUGGGUUUUUCUCUCUUCGUGAAGACCGUGAGGUCACGUACUUUGAUAUUAGUUUAGUUUGACAGGAUGUAGCUCAGGUUUAUUGAGGACGUCAGGAAACAAAUGAUCGUUUGUUCGAAUAGUCCUUUUUUAGAUUUUAAUUUUUAUCUAACGCUUUGUCUUGAGAUAUUUUUGUGUGGUUUGAACAAUGACAGUGAUCAGUAUCUCUCAGCACAAACACGGAUGCUGCGAGCUAGAUUCAGAGUGCAAGAGGCAGAGGCUGAAAUGGAGAAAAAGUUACUGCCUGAUCCCUGCAGUGAUGUGAGAUACUGCUGGGAGGGGAAGAAGGCAGGAACAGCAGAGCUGGGAAACUGCUGGGUUUGAUCCUGAGAGUUAGACGGCUGAGGCUGAGAACUGUGAACUCGCUGCAUCACAGCCACAUAGUGACUACACUUAGCUUGUCAGUUUCAUGUGAAGCUGCCCCUGAAAUCUAAACGACCAUGUAUGACACCCCAAAAAUGAUAGGGGAAGGAGUCAGCAUCUCCCUAUUGCUAGAUGCCGAGGUUGGGCGCAAGCAAGAAGGGAGCCUAGGAUGUCAACAGACCGGGGCAGCCUUGAAGUCAGGCCGACCCCCAUCGAUAAGCCCGGAGUCCGACCAGGUGAUGGAUUCUCUGGUGCCGGCCAACACCCAAAGUACCGCACCGGCCUCUUCAACCUGUCCGGAGGAGCUGAUUGUGGUCCUGCCCCCUUCCGUUCCGCAGGAGGACUACUGGGCCCACCAAGAACUCUUAAAAAGGGUGGCAGCGAGCCUCCACCUCCAGGCAGAGGAGAUGGAGGAGCCCUCAAACUCCUUGUUCAAUGUGCUGUCUCCCUUGGCACUGGGCAGGGUGGCCUUGCCACUCCAAGAAGGGGUGGCACGGAUCUCAAAUGCCCUGUAGCAAACACCAGCCUCGUUGGCUCCCAUCUCAAAGAAGGCGGAGCGCAAGUACUUUGUACCCACUAAGGGGCAUGAGUAUUUGUAUACCCACCUUGUAUAGUCCUUGGUGGUCGAGUUGGUCAACCACAGGGAACAGCAGGAGCAGCCAGCCCUGACCCCUAAGACCAAAGACUCUCGGAGGUUGGAUGCUUUUGGGAGAAAAGUUUAUUAGUCAUCAAGCUUCCAGCUAAGAGUAGCAAACUAUCAGGCACUCCUGGGUUGCUACGAGUUUAAUCUCUGGGGAUCCCUCCCCAAGUUCGAGGACUUCCUCCGGGAACACGAUACAAAAGAGUUUAAGACGCUAGUGGAGGAAGGGGCAGUGGCCGCAAGGGCAUCCAUCCCUGCAGGCUACUUUGGAUGCAGCGGACACGGCCGCACAGUCCAUGGCCUCGGCGGUGUUCAUGAGGCAUCCUAGUUGUCACUGCAGGAUCUCCCUUUCGACGGGAAGGCACUGUUUGCGGAGGAGACAGACACAAGGCUGCACGGCAUGAAAGACUCCCGCACGACCCUCCAGACCUUGGGCCUCUAUGUCCCUACUCUGGCAAAACCCAUGUUCAAGCCACAGCAGGCUCCCACCCAGGCCGCCUUCCCGAAAUACGAGGCCGCCCAGAAGAAGCAGCGGGACUAUAAAAAACGCCUGCAACGGCAGUAUCAGCCUGCCCCCCAGCCUGGGUCCUCUAAGGGCAAGCAGGGGGGGUAAAAGGCAUUUUUGACGAGACGCUCGGGGGCUGGACGACUGGCUGGUCAAGGGCACCUUCCGAUCACAGGUGAGGGAUCAUGUGGCACUCCUCCUGUCCACAUGCACCGCCCUGGGCCUGUUGAUAAACAACACCAAGUCCACGUUAAUCCUGGUCCAACGCAUAGAGUUUAUCAAGGCGCUCCUGGACACAACGUCGGCCAAGGCCUCUCUCCCCCCGGACAGGUUUGAGACCCUGACAGGGUUCAUCGACUUGAUAGCAAGGUUCCCGGUGAUGACAGCCAGGGCUUGCCUGCAGCUGCUAGGUCACAUGUCGGCGUGCACGUAUAUGGUCCGCAACACCAGACUCAGCAUGAGGCCCCUCCAGCUCUGGCUGGCCUCGCAGUUCUCCCAGGCCACGGACAGAAUGGACAAGGUUCUCACCAUGCCGAACUCAGUGAUCACUUCCCUGCGGUGGUGGUUCGCCCCAAGCAACAUGCUCCAAGGGGUCCCAUUCAGGGAAAGGGCCCCGGAGUUGGAGCUGGUGUCCGAUGCAUCGGUCCUGGGCUGGGGGGAAUUUUCAUACCUAAGGCCUGCGGUCUCCGCAAGACCUGACCCUUCACAUAAACGUCAAGGAACUCAGGGCAGUGCAGCUGGCGUGUGUGGCCUGUGCUCACACCUGAAAGGCAAGGUAGUCCGGAUUCUCAUGGACAACAUGGCCUCGAUAUUCUAUAUCAACAGACAAGGCGGGGCCUGAUCCUCUGCCCUCUGCCACAAAGCCCUCAGUCUGUAGAACUUCUGUAUAGCCCACGACAUCCACCUAAAAGCCUUUCACCUGCCGGGCACUCAGAACGUGAGGGCGGAUUGCUUGAGCAGGGACUGCUCCUCUCAGCACGAGUGGUCUCUACACCCGGAAGUGGCCCACCAGCUCUUCUGAAGGUGGAGAAGUCCCCAGGUGGACCUGUUCAUGACCCGGCAGAACUGGCAAUGCCUUGGUUCUGCUUCGGGGGGACCUAGGGAAGGGCGUCACUCCUACAAAGUGGUCUCGGUUUUCUAGGUGGACAACGGACCAAGGUGUGUCCCCAACGGCCGCCCCGAUCCAGCUUAUCCUUGAUUACCUCCUCCGCCUGAGGGCCCAGGGCCUGGCACCCUCGUCAGUCAGGGUGCACCUAUCGGCCUUCCAUCCUCUGUGUGAUGGACACUGUGUUCUCCCAUGGUAUGACUGUCCGGUUUCUUAAGGGUUUGGACUGUCUUUACCCAUAUUCUAAGCCCCUGGUCCCGCAAUGGGACCUGAAUGUGGUGCUGACUCGUCUUACGAAGCCCCUGUUUGAACCGUUAGCCACAUGUUCCUGGUCUCACCUCUCGUGGAAGGUGGCCUUCCUGGUUACUAUCACGUUGGCCAGGUGGGUCUCGGAGCUCAGGGCCCUGACCUCCGAGCCGCCGUAUACGGACAUAAGGACAAGGUCCAGCUCCGCCCACACCGCACGUUCCUCCUGAAGGUGGUUUCCACCUACCACAUUUUUCUACCAGUCCUCUGCCCCAAGCCCACGUGACUAGUGAGGCACGCCAUCGCCACACGCUCGAUGUGAGGCAGGCUCUGGCUUUCUACCUCAAGCGAAUCAAGCUGUUCAGAAAGUCCUCACAACUGUUCGUCACCUCGGCUGAGCAUGCAAGAGGCCAGCCGAUUUCCACUCAGCGGCUUUCCAACUGGAUCACCUCGUGCAUCCUCUCCUGUUACGAGCUGAUGGGUGUCCCCCCGCCGCCCAUUGUGAGGGCACACUCGACGAUGGCACAGGCCUCAUCGGCUGCCUUCAUGGCCCACGUCCCUAUACAGGACAUUUGUAGGGCCGCCACGUGGUCUUCAGUUCACACGUUCACCUCACACUAUGCGAUAGUCUCCCAAACCAGGGAUGAUGCCGGGUU